CUCGUUUAUUUUGCGACCGCACCGGCUCAAAUUCUCUCUGGCUAAAGCUACAUCCAUAGACAGAAAAAUAUAAAUCAUAGUGUGAAUAAUACCAGAAGUGAUGCUUCUUGGGGAAUCUUCCGCUCAACGCUUCAAAAUGUAAUUCAGCCACCAGACGCCUCGGAAGACAACAAGCCCCAGUUUGCUCUGAAUCAACACGGUCUGUUUCAUAGUUUUGUUGCAUACUAAAGAGGGAAUCUGGAAAUUCCAUUAGCAUUCCUGAGCUCCUUCACUAAAGCCGGUCUGGGGGCUGGAAGCAGGUCCCACUGUGUAUCCCCCACUUGUCACUCCUGUGCACCACACUGGGCUCUAGUAGCCCCUCCAUGCCUGUGAUCCCCAUCCCACGCAGGGUGCGCAGCUUCCAUGGCCCCCACACCACCUGCAUGCACUCUGCCUGCGGCUCGGCGCACACCAACAAGCUGGUGCGCACCAAGUACAACAACUUUGACCUUUACCUGCGCUCCCGGUGCAUGUACAGCUUCCUGCGCUUCUUGCUGUACUUUGGCUGCAGUCUGCUGACCUCCCUUCUUUGGGUGCUCCUCUCUGCCCUCUUCUUCCUGCAGUACGUCAGUGUGCGCGUCCUCCUUCGGCUGCAGUACAAGCUUUCCGUCAUCCUACUUCUGCUCGGACACCGGCGCCUGGACUUUGGCGUGCUCAACGAUCUGAUUAUCUACAGCAUGCACAUCACCAUGUUUCUGGUGGGGGGACUCGGCUGGUGCUUUAUGGUGUUUGUGGACAUGUAGCUGAACUGCUGAGAAUGUUGAAAAGACUGAAAGGGCGCAAUGAGGAGGCAUCACACGGCAACUUGAGCAUCAUGUGGUGCUAGACGGGAAAGUACCUGUGACAUUUUUUGCCAGAUGCAACUGUAGCUCAGCUAAGAUUUGUCAUCCUUAAAAAAAAAAUUCUGUCUUGCUAGACUUCUGAUCCAUUCAACACCAAGUCACAUCACUAUUUCGUCUUUAUAAACAAACCAUCAAGAUUCUGUGUACUUGAUCAUUGCCUACUGGUUUGCUUCCGUUGCUUAUUAAAUGUUUUGAAAAAUUGUGUAAAUAAUUUGCCAUAAAAAUGCUGAAAUAGCACAUAGAAACUUCUUAAAAUCUCAUUACGAUCAGGGGAAAAAAAUUAUAUUCCGUCUUGUUCUUGUUGAUUGUGGUUGACUCAUAUACUCAUAUUGACUCAUAUAAAUAAUAAAUUAUAGAAUUUGAUUAAACCAACCAUA
Molecule: messenger RNA, 1258 nt
Organism: Xiphophorus couchianus (Monterrey platyfish)
Lineage: Eukaryota; Metazoa; Chordata; Actinopteri; Cyprinodontiformes; Poeciliidae
Gene: tmem250
Product: transmembrane protein 250
Exons: 2
Coding region: 363-782 (139 amino acids)
Source: RefSeq, a predicted model, not a curated record